UUUUCAAAAAUACUUCAUCUUUAAUUUUUUCCCUAUUAAUUUAAUUUGAUUUGUAUUAUUCCUUUUUUUUAGGUUAUAUCAACUGAAGCAAGAGCAAUGCACAACUUAGGGCACGCUGGGCUAACGUUUUGGAGCCCAAAUAUAAAUGUGGCAAGGGAUCCAAGAUGGGGCAGAAUCUUAGAGACUCCUGGAGAGGACCCAUAUGUUGUAGGGACAUAUGCCUCUAAUUUUGUCAGAGGACUACAAGAUGUGGAAGGCACCGAGAAUUUCUGGGAUUUGAACUCGAGACCUCUUAAAGUUGCCGCUUGUUGCAAGCACUACGCGGCGUAUGACGUCGACAAUUGGCUCGGCGUUGACCGCUUACAUUUUGAUGCAAGGGUGACAGAGCAAGAUAUGCUGGAAACAUUUCUUAAGCCAUUUGAAAUGUGUGUAAAAGAUGGUGACGUGAGCAGUGUGAUGUGUUCAUACAAUAGGGUCAACGGAAUCCCUACUUGUGCUGAUCCCAAGCUUUUGAAAGGAACAAUCCGAGGAGAAUGGGAUCUUCAUGGGAAUGCAGUUGAGGGGGGGAAGGUGAGGGAAGCCGAAAUAGAUAAAUCCCUUAAGUACCUCUACACAGUGAUGAUGAGGUUAGGGUUCUUCGACGGCAGCCAUAACUUCGAAAAUCUUGGAAGUCGCGACAUUUGCUCUAAAGAACACGUGGAGCUGGCAACCAGGACGGCCAGAGAAGGAAUUGUUCUCCUCAAGAAUGACAAUCAAACAUUGCCUUUGAAUUCUCACGACAUUAGAAUCCUAGCUCUUGUUGGCCCUCAUGCUAAUGCCACAAAAGCCAUGAUUGGCAAUUACGAAGGUGUUCCAUGUAAGUACACAUCACCCAUUUCCGGGUUCUCAAAGUACACUAAAGUGGUGUACGAGAUGGGGUGCGGAGACGUCCAAUGCAAGAACGAGAGUUUGAUAUUCCCGGCGGUAGCGGCGGCAAAGAAGGCAGACGCCGCCGUGGUUGUAGUGGGAAUAGACUUGGGCGUGGAAGCGGAGAGCAAAGACCGGGUGGAUCUUCUCCUCCCAGGCUACCAAACUCAGCUCGUUAACCAAGUCGCCGCCGUCGCCAAGGCCCCCAUCACCCUCGUCAUAAUGUCCGCCGGCGGCAUCGACAUUUCUUUCGCCAAAAAUAAUUCCAAUGUCGGCGCCAUUCUCUGGGCUGGGUAUCCCGGCGAAGAAGGUGGCCGCGCCAUCGCCGAUGUUGUCUUUGGACAUUAUAACCCUGGAGGGAGGCUACCAUUAACAUGGCACGAAGCAAGCUACGUGGAUGCAUUGCCAAUGACAUCAAUGCCACUAAGGCCAAUACACCACUUGGGCUACCCGGGAAGAACAUACAAGUUCUUCAACGGCUCCACCGUGUACCCCUUCGGCCACGGCCUGAGCUACACCACCUUCAACCACCGCCUCCUCGCCGCCGACCGGAAACUCGCCGUCAAGCUCAACAGGUUCCAGCACUGCCGCCACCUCAACUACACCUCCGGUUCGCGCCCGCCGCCGUGCCCCGCCGUGUCGAUCGACGACCUGGACUGCGACGGUGGCGGCGUCGCGAAGGUCGGGUUCGAGGUCCGGGUGGAGAACGGAGGGGAGAGGGACGGGAGCGAGGUGGUGAUGGUGUACGCGGUGCCGCCGGCGGAGGUGGCGGGGGCGCCGCUGAAGCGGCUGGUUGGUUUCGAGAAGGUGUUUGUGGAGGCGGGGAGGAGCGGGCGUGUGAAGUUUGAGGUGGACGCUUGCAAGAGCUUUGGGUUGGUUGAUCAUAAGGGUUAUCAUCUCUUGGCUUCGGGUGAGCACAAAAUCGUGAUUGGUCACGGUCCGCUUUCUUUCCCGGUCCGGGUUGAGUUUUUUUAGACUUUGUUUGAAGUCAAUUAGAUUUGACAAAUAACUCCUACCAGUACGUUUUUUUUUGUAUGAUUAGAGUGACUAUAGUAGUCUAGUAGUCCGUAGUAGUUUUGUUACAUUUAUUUACUCGGAAUUGGUAGUGUCAAGUUUCAGCGCGCAGCUUUUAAUAAAAGCAAAUUAUAUCCUACAACCCGCAAAUUAAUGUUACACUUAUUUUUUUUAAUCAUUAAAGUUAAAAUUGGAUAAAUACUUAGAGGGGACGGAAAAUAGUAUAUUUAUACUUGGGUAGAAGAGAGAGGUUGUAAUUCUGAAUAAUAGGGAUUACGAAUU
This is a messenger RNA of Cuscuta campestris, 2202 nucleotides long. The record is from the annotation of a GenBank genome assembly. Lineage: Eukaryota; Viridiplantae; Streptophyta; Magnoliopsida; Solanales; Convolvulaceae.